AUGGACAAUCCCCAAGAGGAGGAAGCGGCGGCAAAAGAGUCUUUCUACAGAGCAGACGAAGAGGAAUUGCAAUAUGUGUACGUACACCUGAAUUCCCAUUCAGCAGCAGCAGCAGCAACAAGAGUGGCGGCAAAAGCAACAGCUGAAGGAAUCAUAGCAUCUGUGAUCGCCGAGCCAACGGCAGCAGCAACAGCGGCAGCAAAGCCAGCAGCAGCAGCAGCAACAGCAGCAAUGGCAGUCUCAGCAGCAGCAAAAGCAGCAGCAGUUGCUGCUGCUUCUUUUCUUCUGAUUUUUGUCGGUGUUACUGUGCCACCAACAUAUCUAUUUGAAUACUUUGAUAGCAGAAGUGACAGACUAGGAGACUUGCGGCGUUCUGCUGCAGAGCUGUUGAGGAAAGUGGGGAGCUGGCUGGUGCCGGCGGCGGCCCCGCAGCAGCAGCAGGAGGAGCAGGAGGUGCUGCCGCCGCGUGUGAGGGGCGGCGCAGCGUGCGAGGCGCCGGUGCAACAAGCAGCGUGGGUGCGAGUUCGGGAGUGUAUCGUGGAUUUGGCGCUGAAAGAAGGUGGGGCGCGCGCAGCAGCAAAGGCGCAGCAGGAGGCGGGGAGGAGCAGCAGCAGAGCAGCAGCGGAGCAUGCGGCAGCACCCCGGGGCGGGGCGGGCGGGGCGGGGUUAGGGGUUUGGGGCGCGGCGCGGGCGCGCGGGGGGUGUGUUGGGGAGUUCGCGAAGGAAGAAAGGGAAGGCGUUGGCGAAAAGAAGACGUGCUGCAGCAGGAGCAGCAGCAGCAGCAGCAGCGGCGGGGCGCGCGGCGGCGGGGCGGGGCCCGGUGUCGCAGCAGCGGCGGCGGGCGGCCCGCAGCGGGCGGGCGGGCUGGGGGGCGGCCGGGGCGGCGGUCCUGGGCGCAGCAGGAGCUUCCUGGCGGCGGCCGGCGUAGCAGCAGCAGCAGCAGCAGUCGCAGCAGCAGCAGUCGCAGCAGUGGCAGCAGCGGGAGCAGCAGCGGGCGAAGGGCAGAGAGGCGCGCGGCGGCGGCAGCGGCGCGCACGUGCACGUGCGAGCGAAAGGCAGGAGCUGCGAAACCCUAAAUCAGGGUUUGGCGCGAUGGAGAAGUACCGGCGCGUGCGCCCCGCGCGCGAGCCGCUGGGCAGCGACGAAGUCCGCGUCACCGCCAUGGGCCGCGUCUUCAGCUACGUCGCCUACGCCGCCUCGCUCCUCGAAGACCACAAGCUGCGCCAGCUGACCAUCAAGGCCUCGGGCAACGCCAUAGGCCAGGCCAUUGCGCUCGCGGAGCAGCUCAAGCGCCGCUACCGCGGGCUGCACCAGCUCAACACCUGCGGCAACACCACCGUGGCGCUCGUCUACGAGCCGCUCGAGGAGGGGCUCGACACGGUCACCGACAGCAAGACCGUCGCUUUUCUCGAAAUCAAGCUUUCCUUCGACCCCCUCGACGCCUCCCGCCCCGGCUACCAGCCGCCCCUCGACGACGCCGCCUUCGAGGAGUUCAAGCACGCCGCCCCCGCGCCCCAGAACGCAACCUCGCAGUCGAUGGUGGCCGGGGGCCUUAUUCCCCCGGUUCCAGCAGCCACAGCAGCACCAGCAGCAGCCCUUGAAACAGCAUCAACAGCAUCAGCACGAACAGGCCAGCAGCAGCAGCAGCAGCAGCAGCAGCAGCAAUUUGAUGCCUUGCCUGAUGCGCUGUACGUCCACCGCAGUUGCCAGUCUCCGCAAGGGGACAAAAAAUCGCGAAGGACAGCGGCUGCGGGGGCACACUUGUGGGGGGUCAUAGCUGCAGCGGCAGCAGCAGCAGCAGCAGCACGAGAAGCAGCAGCAGCAAGAGGAGCAGCAGCAGCAAAAGAAGCAGCAGCAGCAAGAGGAGCAGCAGUGGUUAGGUCUGAGCGCUGUCACCUUGCCCCGACGUACAGGGAGCGCAGCGCCGUCGGCAGCAGACACAGGGGCUCAGUCAGUGCAGCAGCAGCAGCAGCAGCAGCAGGAAAGCCAGUUGCAGUAGCAGCAGCGCCAGCAGGAAAGCCAGUUGCAGCAGCAGCAGCAGCAUCUGCACUAGUACAGGAAGCGGUUCGUUAUAGCGUUGGAAUCACUCGCAAACGCAGCAGCAGCAGCAGAGGAGGUAGCAGCAGCAGCAGUGGCAGCAACAGCAGCAGCAGCAGCAGCAGCAGCAGUUUGACCUGGUUGCUGCGAAGGGCCCCGAAGGCGGUGGGGGGCCCCAAGUCGAUGGGCCUAAUGGAGACAGUAAUGGGGACUCCUGCUGCAGUGCUUGUGAUUUCUGCUGCUUCUGGAGACAGUUGUGCUGCAGCAGCAGCAGCAGCGGCGGCGGCCUCGCCGGUGAGCGCCGCUGCAGCCACUGCAGCAGCAGCAGGAACCCGAGCAGCAAACUCCGGCAGCAGCAGCAGCGCAUGCAACCCGCAGCUCAUUGCAUGCAGCACAUCUUGUGGGGAGCAGCAAAGAGAGGAAACAAAAGCCCCGGGGCUGGGGGGGGGCUGUAGAGACACCAGACGGCCCAGCACCAGCGGCACUUCCAACGUGAACGGGUCCACCUACAGCAGCAGCAGCAGCAGCAGCAGCGGCGGCGGCAGCAAGUGGGGCUCGGCGCAAGUGCUGCUGCCGCUGCAGCAGCAAAUGGGGAUGGGCGCAAAGAGUUGCAGCAGCAGCAGCAGCAGCAGCAAAUGGGACUGGGAGCAAGAACUGCAGCAGCAGCAGCAGCAGCAAGGUCCAGCAGCAACAACAAGCGAGCGUCUAUGCAGCAGAAAGGACGAGGAUCUUUUUCUACGCGGACGACAGCAGCAGAAGCAACUGCAGCAGCAGCAGCAGCAGCAGCAGCAGCAACAGCAGCAGCAGCAGACUUGA
Molecule: messenger RNA, 2853 nt
Organism: Eimeria tenella
Lineage: Eukaryota; Apicomplexa; Conoidasida; Eucoccidiorida; Eimeriidae
Product: Zgc:92794, related
Exons: 7
Coding region: 1-2853 (950 amino acids)
Molecular function (GO): RNA binding
Source: RefSeq, a predicted model, not a curated record